UACGCUGAGUUUUUCAUAACACCUAUUCGGUUUGCUUUGCUUGAUUUUUUUCUCUGAUUCUGCCAUAUGAGUGAAUGAGUUCUGGUCGAUUAAUACAGAUAUCGCGCAAGGGUUAGGCUGGAGGCAUCAUAACAAUGAGCAAUGUCCUAUACCGAGUUAGAACACGGUUAUCAAGGUUUGAAGAAAGCACGUCCAGCAUUUUAUUUUGGUGAUUCUACUGUGCGGGUGAACCAUCGGGGAGAUCUCGCCGAACUAGGCGACGAUGAACUGUCCGGAGAUGAGGGCAAUCAGGUGCUUGUUGGCAUCUGUGCUAUGGCCAAAAAGUCCCAAUCAAAGCCCAUGAAUGAGAUACUCACGAGGCUACGAGAAUUUGAGUAUCUUAAAAUGAUAGUAUUUCCUGAAGAAGUUAUUUUAAAGAAACCUGUUGAGGAAUGGCCAUUGGUGGACUGCUUAAUAUCAUUCCAUUCAAAAGGAUUUCCUUUGGACAAGGCAAUACAGUAUUCACAACUUAGGAGUCCUUUUAUUAUUAAUAAUCUGCACAUGCAAUAUGAUAUUCAGGAUCGGAGGAAGGUUUAUUCCAUUUUAGCUGCCAAUGGUAUUGAAAUACCACGAUAUGCUGUUUUAGAUAGGGACUCACCUGAUCCUAAACAUCAUGAGUUGGUAGAGUCAGAAGAUCAUGUAGAAGUCAAUGGUGUUGUCUUCAACAAGCCUUUUGUAGAAAAGCCUGUAUCUGCAGAAGACCACAACAUCUAUAUUUAUUAUCCAACUUCAGCUGGGGGCGGCAGCCAGAGACUCUUCAGGAAGCCGACGCACAGAAAGAAAGCAGGGGAGGUUAGGAGUUGCUUACAACAGCUGCCCCGCAAAAGCAACGUUGUAGUUAUUGGGAGCCGUAGCAGUGUUUACUCUCCAGAGUCACGAGUGCGUAAAACUGGUUCUUUUAUAUAUGAAGAUUUUAUGCCAACUGAUGGAACUGAUGUCAAGGUCUAUACUGUGGGACCUGACUAUGCACAUGCUGAGGCUCGCAAAUCUCCAGCUCUUGAUGGCAAAGUGGAACGUGAUUCUGAAGGAAAGGAGAUUAGAUACCCAGUUAUCUUAACAAAUGCAGAGAAAUUAAUUUCUCGGCGAGUUUGUCUAGCAUUUAAGCAGACUGUUUGUGGCUUUGAUCUACUUAGGGCAAAUGGUCGCUCUUAUGUAUGUGAUGUUAAUGGAUUUAGCUUUGUCAAAAACUCAAACAAAUACUAUGACGACUCUGCCAAAAUUUUAGGGAACAUGAUCCUUCGGGAACUUGCUCCUACUCUCCACAUUCCAUGGUCUGUCCCAUUUCAGCUUGAUGACCCUCCAUUUGUGCCUACAACCUUUGGUAAAAUGAUGGAAUUAAGAUGUGUUGUAGCUGUCAUUCGGCAUGGAGACAGAACACCUAAGCAGAAAAUGAAAGUUGAAGUUCGUCAUCCUAAAUUCUUUGAAAUAUUUGCCAAGUAUGAUGGGUACAAACAUGGUCAUGUAAAAUUGAAGAGACCCAAACAGCUGCAAGAAAUCUUGGACAUAGCUCGGUCAUUACUCUGUGAUAUUAAAACACAUUCAGCGGACUGUGAGAUAGAAGAGAAGCGGGGGAAACUGGAACAGUUAAAAAGUGUUCUGGAAAUGUAUGGACAUUUCUCAGGAAUUAAUCGUAAAGUUCAGAUGAAAUACCAACCCAAAGGGAGGCCAAGGGGUUCAAGUAGCGAUGAUGGUACAGAUCUUAAUGCUCCAAAGGAACCAUCAUUGGUUCUAAUUUUAAAAUGGGGAGGAGAACUCACACCUGCAGGCCGUAUCCAGGCAGAAGAAUUAGGUCGAAUAUUUAGGUGCAUGUAUCCUGGAGGACAAGGUGAGUAUGCAGGCACGCAGGGUUUGGGGUUGCUGCGACUCCAUUCAACGUACCGCCAUGAUCUCAAGAUAUAUGCGUCCGAUGAGGGACGUGUUCAGAUGACAGCAGCAGCUUUUGCCAAAGGACUGUUGGCAUUGGAAGGAGAGUUGACACCAAUCCUGGUCCAGAUGGUGAAGAGUGCCAACACUAAUGGACUUCUAGACAAUGACUGUGAUUCCAGCAAGGUUCAAAACAUAGCAAAAUCGAGGCUGAACGAGCUGAUGCAGCAAGAUCGAGAACUUAAUUCAGAUGACAGAGCCAAAAUUAACCCAUGUAAUUCCCUAAGUAUAGAUCAAGCCCUUGAUUUUGUAAAGAAUCCUGUUGCUUGCUGUGAGAGGAUGCAGGACUUGAUACAGAAGCUUGUGGAAAUAGUCCAUGUUAAGAGAGAUGACCCUAAAACACGAGAUGCCAUUCUUUACCAUGGGGAGACAUGGGAACUUAUGGGACGCCGAUGGGGCAAGAUUGAAAAAGAUUUCAGUACGAAAAACAAGAAAUUUGACAUCUCUAAAAUUCCUGACAUUUAUGAUUGUAUCAAGUAUGAUCUUCAACAUAACCAGCAUACUUUGCAAUUUGAGCAGGCAGAAGAACUGUACAUGUAUGCAAAAUACAUGGCCGAUAUUGUUAUACCUCAGGAAUAUGGUCUAACACAGCAGGAAAAGUUAGCCAUAGGUCAAGGUAUUUGCACUCCUCUGUUGAAGAAAAUUCGAGCUGACUUACAGCGAAAUAUUGAGGAGGAAUGUGAUGGAGAAGCUACUGUUAAUAGGCUGAAUCCUAGAUACUCGCAUGGUGUUUCAAGUCCAGGAAGGCAUGUGCGAACAAGACUGUACUUCACAAGUGAAAGUCAUGUUCACUCACUUCUUACAGUGCUUCGUUUUGGUGGAUUACUAAAUGUAAGACCUUAUUCCUUGUAUAAUGCUCUUAAACGGCUUUCAUUUAUUCUUGCUGAAUUUUUGUUUUGGCAGGAGGUGAAAGAUGAGCAAUGGAGGCGAGCUAUGGAAUAUGUGAGCAUGGUUUCAGAACUGAAUUACAUGUCCCAAAUUGUUGUCAUGCUAUAUGAGGAUCCAACCAAAGAUCCUUAUUCAGAGGAAAGGUUUCAUGUUGAGCUCCACUUCAGCCCUGGAGUCAAUUGUUGUGUUCAGAAGAAUCUUCCUCCAGGUCCUGGUUUUCGCCCACAUAGCCGUAAUGAAUCUAAUAAGCCUUCCAAUUUGGAGGAAUCUGAAUUAGAGGAAGAUAAUGGCAGCUUACCAUCUGGAUCACCCCAACCACCGGAAAUUCCUCCGGAAGUGGAGCUUACUCCGCCAGUACCAAUUGAUGGAGAAAAACAAUCCAACAUCAAAGUUUCUAAACCUAUUCCAAUUAAAGUGUCCCCAAGUAGGGUAGGUAGUGGUGGUAAUGUUUCCAGCCGCCUUGUCUCAGAUAUUUCGGAAGAAGGUGAUCCACAACAUAGCAGUUCGUACUCAGGUGCACCUAAAAAUGAGGUAGAUACUGAACACAGAAGCCGCAGCUUUGAACAGGCAAGAACUGAACCAACAACCUCCCAUGGAACGGCUGAGUCUAGGAUGCUCCACCAGAGUCUUGAUGCAGUUAAUAAGCCAGACUUGAACUGUCCUUUUCCGAUAUACAUCAAGCAUUCAGAUCUUUUGCCCCUUCUGCAGAGCAGAGGCAAACGUCUUAGCAGCUCUGCUGACAAUAUUCUUCAAGACCCCGAUUCCCCUCCUCCCCCCAGUACGUCCGAGCCCACCAGCUCCCCUAGUUCCCCUGACGGAAGCAACCCUGAGCAGAGACAGCUCUUGGUCCUGUGCAAGCGUCUCAGCAGCUCAACCAGCAGCAUUCAUUCAAGCCAGGACUCUGACAUAGCUACCCCAUUGAUCGCACCCACUCGAAGACAGGCUCAACCAAAAAGGUUGAGCCUCCCCGCCCCUCCACACCCCCACCCCCUGACUAGCUACUUGACCACCUGUCCCGAGAACUCAUCCUUGCCCUUGCCCGGUUCCCAACCCCCUUUUCUCGUGCACUCUCUGUCCUCUCCUGCCUUGCCCCUACCCUACCCUGAUGCGAACCCACCCUCCGCUUCCCUUGCGUUGUUAGAGCGCGCGUUGGUCCGGCGACAUCGGCACAGCGUCUCCGGCCAGAUGAGCUACUUCAAGAUGCUCGGCUUCGGGCUCUCCCCGGGCGGGGGCUUCGUGGUCCAGCAGAAGAAGCCCGGCUGUGGCUCCACCAGCUCCCUGUUCUCCACCGCCGUCAUUUCGGGCUCCAGCUCGGCCCCGAAUCUUCGAGACAUGAUCCCCAGCACACCCUCCAUAUCAGCUAUAGAUGGGUGUGGUGGUGUACCACCCAUACGACCCUUGGAAACAUUGCAUAAUGCUCUGUCUAUGAAGCAGCUAGAUGGAUUCCUUGAUGCUAUGACAUCUUCACUCCAACAGAAGACACCCAUACCAUCGCCUCCAAAAGUACCAAGUACCCCAACGCCUCAAAGUAACAGUUGGAGUAUGUGGAGUAAUGAGCCUCUAGGCUAUGAUUGUGGGGUUGACGUUUGUGGUGAUGCUGGAAGUGAAGGUGGGGGAGUUGCAACUUGUGGUUAUGGAAAUUUGGGACUGGAAGGAGCUGGUAGUGGAGACCUGACCCCUUGCUCUGCUGGUUCAGAGCUAGAAUUUGAAGAUGAUGAAACAGUUCAUGCCUCUCAUAGUGAUCCAGUCAACAUUACUAGAGAGCGUCCGACUGAGGACCACUCCUUUGUACAACAAGGAUCGCCGGGCUUGUAUCGGGAGUCAACCGGAGAAGAUGAAGAAAAGGAGGAAUCAACUCCCGUUCUUACUGUUGCCAGUAGUUUCACAGACAGUAGUUCAAUACAACGAGGUUUUGUUAUAUCUGAAGAAAAUUUGAAGAAAAAGUGAUUAGAGCUUUUGCUAUUUUUUUAAAUAUAUAGAUUUAUUGAAGUGUGAUCAUGAUUGGAAAGCUUUUAACUGUAUUUUAUAGAAUGUAUUGAGUUUGUAAUAUAUUUUACAUAUUCUGCAUCAA
This is a messenger RNA of Thrips palmi, 4921 nucleotides long. Its product is annotated as inositol hexakisphosphate and diphosphoinositol-pentakisphosphate kinase. Gene Ontology annotation, molecular function: inositol hexakisphosphate kinase activity; diphosphoinositol pentakisphosphate kinase activity; 5-diphosphoinositol pentakisphosphate 1-kinase activity. The record is from RefSeq and is a predicted model, not a curated record. Gene Ontology annotation, biological process: inositol metabolic process; inositol phosphate biosynthetic process. NCBI's taxonomy places the organism in Eukaryota, Metazoa, Arthropoda, Insecta, Thysanoptera, Thripidae. Gene Ontology annotation, cellular component: cytosol.